Molecule: messenger RNA, 820 nt
Organism: Octodon degus (degu)
Lineage: Eukaryota; Metazoa; Chordata; Mammalia; Rodentia; Octodontidae
Gene: Stmn3
Product: stathmin 3
Exons: 5
Coding region: 52-594 (180 amino acids)
Biological process (GO): neuron projection development; regulation of microtubule polymerization or depolymerization; microtubule depolymerization
Cellular component (GO): cytoplasm; neuron projection
Molecular function (GO): tubulin binding
Source: RefSeq, a predicted model, not a curated record
UCCAGCCGCCGCCUGCCUCUCGGCCUUCGCAGCCCAGCAGCCGCCAGCACCAUGGCUAGCACCGUGUCCGCAUACAAGGAGAAGAUGAAGGAGCUCUCUGUGCUGUCUCUCAUCUGCUCCUGCUUCUACUCACAGCCUCAUCCCAACACCAUCUAUCAGUAUGGGGACAUGGAGGUGAAACAAUUGGACAAGCGAGCCUCUGGUCAGAGCUUUGAGGUCAUCCUCAAGUCCCCUUCUGACCUAUCCCCAGAGAGCCCUGUGCUGUCUUCUCCUCCCAAGAGGAAGGACACCUCCUUGGAGGAGCUGCGGAAGCGGCUGGAGGCAGCUGAGGAGCGGAGGAAGACACAGGAGGCUCAGGUGCUGAAGCAGCUGGCGGAGCGGCGGGAGCACGAGCGCGAGGUGCUGCACAAGGCGCUGGAGGAGAACAACAACUUCAGCCGCCAGGCGGAGGAGAAGCUCAACCACAAGAUGGAGCUCAGCAGAGAGAUCCGCGAGGCGCACCUGGCGGCGCUGCGUGAGCGCCUGCGCGAAAAGGAGCUGCACGCGGCGGAGGUGCGCAGGAACAAGGAGCAGCGGGAGGAGAUGUCCGGCUAAGGGACAGUGGACACUGCAGCCACAAGAACACAGUCGGGUUUUGUUUUCUGUUCAACUCUGUCUAGAUGCAAGCUUUUGUUUCUGCUGUGCCCCACCCCGCACCCCCAGCUUCAUGCUUCUCUUUCCGCACUCCGGGCGUCCAGUCCUUGUGGCUGUCAGACCAUGGGCUCUCCCUGGAGGAGCCGUCAGGGUGUGAGACAUGGUCUCCCAGUUCAGACACCAGGCC